AUGGUGGCGAAUCGAGGAGAGAUAGCUAUCCGUGUAUUUCGAGCUCUUUCUGAAUUACGAAUGACGUCUGUAGCAAUUUAUAGUGAACAGGAUAAGCAUUCGAUGCAUCGAUUGAAGGCAGACGAAGGUUACUUAGUCGGUAAAGGACUUCCGCCUGUUGCGGCAUAUCUCACUAUAGAUCAGAUUAUUGACACCGCUCUACAGCACAACGUGGAUGCGAUUCAUCCUGGUUACGGUUUCUUAUCCGAGCGAGCCGACUUCGCACGUGCUUGUAUCCAUGCGGGGAUUUCAUUCAUUGGCCCAAGUCCGGAUGUUAUGGCACGCAUGGGAGACAAGUUCUGCCGACCCAGACCAAUUACUACGGCGGAAGAAGCUGUCGAGUUCGCCAAGCAGUAUGGAACUCCCAUUAUCUUGAAGGCUGCUUACGGUGGUGGAGGGCGCGGCAUGCGCAGAGUUGACCACGUUGAAGAAUUAAGUUUAUAA
Ostertagia ostertagi is the source of this 483-nucleotide messenger RNA. The record is from the annotation of a GenBank genome assembly. Lineage: Eukaryota; Metazoa; Nematoda; Chromadorea; Rhabditida; Trichostrongylidae.